UAGCUGUGGGCAGGGAGCCCGGCUCAGCCGCCAGCACUAAAGAUGGAGAGGCGCCGGGGCCUCGCAGGGGAGGGGGCUCGGCGUUGACGUGAGACGCGGCGGAGGCACCGAAGCCGGUGGUGAUUUGCUAACCUCGCAGCAGAGAGGAGUUGAGGGCGAUGAGAGCGGGUACUGCGAACUGCCGGGCGAUGCCGCCGCUGCAGCCGUGAUACCGAGAGCAACAGUUCUCCAGCAACACCCCUCCCCGACACUGGCACACCCCCUCUCCCCCCAGAGGCACGCACACCCACCCCACAGCGCCUGGCUAGGCAGCGCCUUCUGCAUUGGCCCAGGAAACCCACCCUGCCCCACCACGCAGAGCCAGGAAGGAAAGAGAGCCUCAUGCCUAAGCCGCGGGGAGCACCAUGGAUCUGACAAACAUGGGCAUGAUCCAGUUGCAGAACCCCAGCCACCCCACGGGGCUCCUGUGCAAGGCCAACCAGAUGCGGCUGGCCGGGACGCUGUGUGAUGUGGUCAUCAUGGUGGACAGCCAGGAGUUCCAUGCCCACCGGACUGUGCUGGCCUGCACCAGCAAGAUGUUUGAGAUCCUCUUCCACCGCAACAGCCAGCACUAUACUCUGGACUUCCUCUCCCCAAAGACUUUCCAACAGAUUCUGGAGUACGCAUACACGGCCACACUGCAAGCCAAGGCGGAGGACCUGGAUGACCUGCUGUAUGCGGCCGAGAUCUUGGAGAUCGAGUACUUGGAGGAGCAGUGCCUGAAGAUCCUGGAGACUAUCCAGGCCACAGAUGACAAUGACACAGAGGCCACCAUGGCAGAUGGUGGGGCAGAGGAAGAAGAGGACCGCAAGGCUCGGUACCUCAAGAACAUCUUCAUCUCGAAGCAUUCCAGUGAGGAGAGUGGCUAUGCCAGUGUGGCUGCACACAGCCUCCCUGGGCCCAUGGCGGACCAGAGCCCGUCAGUCUCCACCUCAUUUGGUCUUUCAGCCAUGAGUCCCACCAAGGCUGCAGUGGACAGUCUGAUGACCAUAGGACAGUCUCUCCUGCAGGGAACUCUUCAGUCGCCUGUGGGGCCCGAAGAGCCGACUCUGACUGGGGGUGGGCGGCACCCUGGUGUGGCUGAGGUGAAGACAGAGAUGAUGCAGGUGGAUGAGGUGCCCAGCCAGGAUAGCCCUGGGACAGCUGAGUCUAGCAUUUCAGGUGGGAUGGGGGACAAGGUUGAGGAAAGGGGCAAAGAGGGGCCUGGGACCCCGACUCGGAGCAGCGUUAUCACCAGUGCUAGGGAGCUGCACUAUGGGCGUGAGGAGAGUGCUGAGCAUCUGCCACCCCCAGCUGAGGCUGGUCAGGGUCCCCCGGGCCGGCUGGAACACCCGGCGCCCACAGCUGAGAAACAUCUGGGCAUCUACUCUGUGCUGCCCAACCAUAAGGCUGACUCUGUGUUGAACAUGCCGUCUUCAGUGUCCUCUGGCCUCCACAUGCAGCCUGCUCUGGCUGUCUCCAUGGACUUCAGCACCUAUGGGGGUCUGCUGCCACAGGGCUUCAUCCAGAGGGAGCUGUUCAACAAGUUGGGUGAGCUGGCUGUGGGCAUGAAGUCGGAGAGCCGGACCAUCGGGGAGCAGUGCAGUGUGUGUGGGGUGGAGCUUCCUGACAACGAGGCUGUGGAGCAACACAGGAAGCUGCACAGUGGAAUGAAGACAUAUGGGUGUGAGCUCUGCGGAAAGCGGUUCCUGGAUAGUUUGCGACUAAGGAUGCACUUACUGGCUCAUUCAGCGGGUGCCAAAGCCUUUGUCUGUGACCAGUGCGGUGCCCAGUUUUCGAAGGAGGACGCCCUGGAGACGCACAGGCAGACCCACACUGGCACAGACAUGGCUGUCUUCUGUCUGCUGUGCGGGAAGCGUUUCCAGGCGCAGAGUGCGCUCCAGCAGCACAUGGAGGUCCACGCGGGUGUGCGAAGCUAUAUCUGCAGCGAGUGCAACCGCACCUUCCCCAGCCACACUGCCCUCAAGCGCCACCUGCGCUCACACACAGGCGACCACCCAUAUGAGUGUGAGUUCUGUGGCAGCUGCUUCCGGGAUGAGAGCACACUCAAGAGCCACAAACGCAUUCACACGGGCGAGAAACCCUACGAAUGCAAUGGCUGUGGCAAGAAGUUCAGCCUGAAGCACCAGCUGGAGACACACUAUAGGGUGCAUACAGGCGAGAAGCCCUUUGAGUGUAAGCUGUGCCACCAGCGGUCCCGGGACUACUCGGCCAUGAUCAAGCACCUGAGGACGCACAACGGCGCCUCACCCUACCAGUGCACCAUCUGCACAGAGUACUGCCCCAGCCUCUCCUCCAUGCAGAAGCACAUGAAAGGCCACAAGCCUGAGGAGAUCCCACCUGACUGGAGGAUAGAGAAGACUUACCUCUACCUGUGCUACGUGUGAAGCCAGGCCAGGCGGGGGCAGAGAAGUGGGAGUGAGAAGAGAAGAGUUAGAGCAGGAUGAAGUCAAGGAAGGAUUGUGCACAAAAACAAAACAAAUAAAAAAACAACAAAAAAACACAUACAUACAUAUGGAUAAGAGAAAAAGAAGAAAAAGGAAACCUGAUAGGUGUCUAGCCUUGGAUUCUCUGGGGCUCCAGGUGACUUGGAAACCUGGCCACAGCCCCUUUCAGGGGCCUCCAUCCUCCUCUUCUGGCUGGGGGGUGACCUGGUUUUUUUGAAUGGGGUGGAGGUGGUUUUGUUCAGCUCAGACGGUGGUAUGUGUCUCUCUUCCCCCUACCCAGACCCUCUUUUUACAUCCAGAAAUGGAGGCUAGGGAGAAGGUGAAGGGCGUUCUGGUCAGAGCCAGACAGUUUCUGUCUGCCAUCCUCUGACUCUCAGAAGGAGGCUGGGGGUGGAAGCAGGGACCUGCAGAGGGCGGGGCCAGGCAGACACUCAGAGUGGCAGCCCUCAUGGGCUGGGGGUGCAUUGGAGUGGGAAGGGCUCUUCCCUUCCCAUCACUCUGUUCACCUAUUGUGUUCCUCUGCUCUUCCCCAUCUGCAUGUCCCCUCAAGGUCUUCAGGAGCCUCACGGUUCCAGCCCCUCCCCCAGCUCUUUGUCCCUGUCUCCCCUUGACCCCUGUCCUCCAAGUCCAGGGAGUGCCCAGCCCCCAUGGAUGAGGCAGGGCCUCCCUCCUCCUCCAGCUCCAUAGUCAGGAAGCUGUGUCUGACCCCAGAGUCCCACUCCCACCCUUAGCUUCUGAGAACACAGAACAGAUAGAAUAGCCCACCCUUGGAAAGCCCUGUCCUGAGCGAGAUUUCCUGCCAAGAUGCUUUUGCUUUCCACAUGGAAAAACCUAACUAAAUAUAUGCGGUCCCACCACACAGACAGACACGAAUCCCCAGCACCCUGAGCUCAGUCCCUAGGAGGAGGAAUCCAUGAAAGGGUUCGUUGUCCAAGUGGAGGACAGGGAUGUCCUUCUCCAGAAGUGCCCUCCACCUGGAGAAGGGAACACCUGCCCAGGAGUCAGGGUCAAGGUACCGGCCAAGGGAGGGCUCUGCAGAGUCAUUCUGGGGUCCCUUAGAACCACCCAGACCUGGUGAGCACAGUGGAAAACCCAGGUGGACAAGGUGGCCCAGAAUUCCUGGCUCAUAGUGCACUCCCCCCACUUCCACAGGGAGGAAGAAGAGGAAGAGUUGUUGAAAGCGCUUUGGCCUUGUGUUCUUUUCUGUGUCCUCAGUUCCCCUGUUAGCACAUUGUACUUGAAUUACCUCAGUUUUUUGUGACCUCAUGAGCUUUUGUAACCCCUUUAUCCCUUUUUUGGUUAGGGGUUGGAGGGAUGGGGAGGGUGUUCUUUUCUGUUACUUGUGUAAAUUAAUAGUUGGUUUAAUACCCAUCAGCUGGCCAAGGCCCCCCAUGCCGGAGCACUGGAAGGAGCUGUACUCAAGGAAGGACCGAGGACCGAGUGCUCCGGAUGUGCAUGUGGGGCUGGGUCACAAAAGCAGCGGUUGGGGGAGGGGUGGUGUACCAGGGGUCUCUGGAGUCCCUGUUGGCUCUGCCCAGGCAUGAACUCCUCGUGCCCAGCAUCAGUUCAGCCUGCGACACUCUGGACAAGACCCCCUUUCUGACAAUUUGCUGGGUCAUUCAGGUCUGGGGGCCUGUGUUGCUCACAUCCUUGUGCUUAUGUGGCCCUGCCUCUGUGUGCAUUAUCAUUACCAAAAUUAGUCUGUUUUCCUGGCUGCUGCGUGCUGUGCCAGUCUUGGUUUUGUUGCGUUGGGGUCGGGGUGUUGUUUUUCUGAAAGCUACCUCUUACGUUUGUCCAGUUCUUUUGUCCCCUUUCUGCCUCUGGCUCUGCUGCUCUGCUCCCCUUCUCCCCAGUCUCCCCACCCUGAUUUUGGGAAAGCACAUUUGCAAUAUUUGUGUUCACUGUGGGAGGGGCCCUCAUUUCAUCUCAUGCUUUAUUUGUAAAAGUUUUUUUUUUUUCUUUCCUUUCUCUCUCUGAGAAAGUUGUGGCUGCGUUAUCUUAGGUUUUAAGAAAGUGGUUUAGGGAAGUGGUUUGGGGAGAAGGGUUGUGAGGAACAUAGGGAAGUCGGAGGGACGGGUGCUGCUGUGACCACCCCCCUCCCCCGUCCCUCAGCACCACCCGUCCUGCCUCCCCUGCAAUCUUGCCCACCAAAUCUGAAGGCCUUAAACAUUGUGUUGGGGGUGUAUUAACUGGGGGGGAACUGUGUCACUAGACUGUUGAUUGGGGAUGAUAAAGUAGGGAGGAUGCUAUUUUGCGAUUGUAAUAAUGACUUAGUGCUUUGGAAAGAAAAAACAGUUAAACUUGAAAUAUUGUGACUAGAGCAGUUGUUGUGUCUAUAAUGUGAAAAGAGUGAAAUCUUUGGGGGAGGAGCCAUCUGUAAGAAAUCAUUAUGCACUAUUGCUUCCUCCCCCAACCUGGGAAGAAAGGAGGACUGCCUGGCCCUCAGGGGAUCUGUAAAUCCCAGAAAACAGUACUUUAACAGCAAGAUGUCAUUCAGCUUUGGUGGGGAAGGGGAAAAAAUCAAACUAUUCCAUAGACCUAGCUGACACCUCGCCCUGUUCCCCGACCCUUUCCCAUGCAGGCUGGGUCUCCUCCCCUGUUCAUAAAAGCUGAGAGGGUUGAGCUAAUCUAAAAAUUGUACUAUUUUUGUAACGUUUGUUAGUUCCUGUGUCAGUUCUGCAGGACCUUGCCCUUUCCUUUUGUAAUGUGAAUAGGAAAAAAAAAAAAAAGACAAAAAAAUCCCUACCACCACCACCAAAAAGAUAUCCCUUUGUGUGUAUGUGUGCGUGUGUGCUAUUUGUGCGAGGUCGUGUGUUGAAUCACGCAGUAUUGUUGUAGUCGGCUGUUGCAGCAUUGGAUGGUACUAAGUCAGCGCCUGUCUGUCCCCACUGUCCCUGAGGAAACCCUGACAGGGAGGCAGGAGAGAGGGGCAGGACGCACGGUUUCUGGAGGACACUGGGUGGGAGACUUCUCUGUCUGUGUUUGCUUCAUUCCCCCCAGCGCCCCCAUGAAGACUCGGACACCCCAGACAGAGUCCGACAUGCCUCUUUUUUAGCUUCCCAUUCACAAAUGCAAUUCCCACCUUGCCAAGGCUUUCUUGGCCAGCCUAAUGGCCAAGGUGAGAGUCGAAAGUUAUCUGGAGGCUUUAGAUGUAUCCGGAUAAAGGGGGCUGAGGAGGCUAGGAGGGUAGAGGCUUCUCCCCCCGAAAGUGAGAUCUGAGUGGUUUUACUCCCCUCUUCUUUCUGCCAACUGCUGACAACCCUACUCACUGCUGCCUUAUCCAGCAUCUAAAAAUGUCUCCAGUCCAUGUCUCUUGAUGCUUUUGGUGACAUUUACCCCUUACUAAUGUGCUUUUCCCCUCUUCACUCCUUCACUCAUUCAAAGCAUUAAAAUCCUAUGUGUGUAUAUAGGAUAGACAGAUAUAUAUAUAUAUACAUAUAUAUAUAGUGAGAUAUAUAUAUAUAUAUAGCAAGAGAGAGAUAUAAGAUAGUAAGUAUCAGUGCUGCUUUGGAGGAGGCCACAGAUAUGAGGAAGGGGUGCAGGGGUGGGUAGGGGAGGCUGGGAGACCCCGUGAUUCAGUACAAUCCAGGGAUACAAUGUGGGCUUGUUUAAUCUUUGUGCCUGAACAGUUUUCCAUGUUUAGGGGGAAAAAA
This is a messenger RNA of Phyllostomus discolor (pale spear-nosed bat), 6139 nucleotides long. It is a transcript of the gene ZBTB16, whose product is annotated as zinc finger and BTB domain containing 16. The record is from RefSeq and is a predicted model, not a curated record. Gene Ontology annotation, molecular function: protein binding. Bases 405 to 2426 code for a protein of 673 amino acids. Lineage: Eukaryota; Metazoa; Chordata; Mammalia; Chiroptera; Phyllostomidae. The transcript has 7 exons. Gene Ontology annotation, biological process: regulation of cytokine production; regulation of immune system process; negative regulation of transcription by RNA polymerase II.